Messenger RNA from Arvicola amphibius (Eurasian water vole), 1491 nucleotides. It is a transcript of the gene L3hypdh, whose product is annotated as trans-L-3-hydroxyproline dehydratase. The record is from RefSeq and is a predicted model, not a curated record. Bases 193 to 1257 code for a protein of 354 amino acids. NCBI's taxonomy places the organism in Eukaryota, Metazoa, Chordata, Mammalia, Rodentia, Cricetidae. Gene Ontology annotation, molecular function: hydro-lyase activity. The transcript is spliced from 5 exons.
CGCCCUGUGUCCCUCUCCGAACCCGGUGGGCGCGCCCAGUCUAAGCUUGCAGGCUUGUCGCCCCGUGGUCUCCGCUCCGACGCCUGGCCCUGUGGUUGCCACCGGCCUUGCGCGUUCUCCCGUGGCGUUUGACAUUUAUCCCCUGCUUGGAGAGAGCGCCGCUGUGCUGAGCGGCAACCCCGGACGCAGACAAUGGAGGCGGCGCUGUCAGUGGCCCGGCUGCCUCCGCACGACCCGAAGACACCCCCACUGUCGGUAGUGGAUAUGCACACGGGCGGCGAGCCCUUGCGCAUCGUGCACGCCGGCUGUCCGGAGGUGGCCGGGCCCACGUUGCUGGCCAAGCGUCGCUACAUGCGUCACCACCUCGACUACGUGCGACGGCGGCUGGUGUUCGAGCCCCGCGGCCACCGGGACAUGUACGGGGCGGUCCUGGUGCCGAGCGAGCUGCCCAACGCGCACCUGGGCGUCUUGUUCCUGCAUAACGAAGGCUACAGCUCCAUGUGCGGCCACGCGGUGCUGGCGCUGGGCCGCUUCGCCAUUGACUUUGGACUGGUGCCUGCUCCCGCAGACGGCGUCCAGGAGGCCCAGGUCAACAUCCACUGCCCAUGCGGGCUCGUGACUGCCUUCGUGGCAUGUGAAGGUGGCCGCAGCCGCGGUCCUGUACGCUUCCACAGCGUCCCGGCCUUCGUCCUGGCCGCAGAUCUCACAGUGGACGUUCCUGGGCAUGGAAAGGUGGUGCUGGACAUCGCGUACGGUGGGGCAUUUUAUGCAUUUGUUAGUGCAGAAAAAUUAGGACUUGACGUGUGUUCUGCAAAGACGAGGGACCUUGUGGAGGCAGCAAGCACGGUGACAGAAGCAGUGAAAGCUCAGUUUAAAAUCAAGCAUCCCGAGAGCGAAGACCUUGGUUUUCUGUAUGGAACUAUUUUAACAGAUGGAAAAGAUGCUUACAGCGAGGAGCCCACCACCAACAUCUGCGUGUUUGCAGAUGAACAGGUCGACAGAAGCCCCACCGGCUCGGGAGUGACAGCCCGAAUUGCUCUGCAGUAUCAUAAGGGCCUUCUGCAGCUGGACCAGACCAGAACCUUCCAAAGCAGCGCAACUGGCUCUGUGUUCACGGGGCGUGCUGUGAGGGAAGGGAAGUGCGGGGAUUUCAAAGCUGUCAUAGUGGAGGUUGCAGGACGAGCCCAUUACACGGGGACAGCAAGCCUGACAGUGGAAGACGACGACCCCUUGAGGGAUGGCUUUCUUCUCAAGUGACCUUGCCCGUGAGCUUUAAGGUUUUCCUUCUAAAGUAAUUACCUGUGAGUGGUGUUUUCUCUGUAUUAUAUGAAAAUCAGCGUCCAGUUACCCAUAUAGGCUAAUUUUAUAAUUUCUAGAACAGUAUACUAAGGCUAAAUGCAAGGCAUUAUUCUUCCUGCUUGCAAACCUUUUGAGCCUAAAUAUCACUGAUGUGGCAUACAAAGUGCAAAAAAAUUCAGAAACGUUUCAAUC